This is a messenger RNA of Hippopotamus amphibius kiboko, 933 nucleotides long. Its product is annotated as surfeit locus protein 1-like. Lineage: Eukaryota; Metazoa; Chordata; Mammalia; Artiodactyla; Hippopotamidae. The coding region runs from base 1 to 933 and encodes 310 amino acids. The transcript has a single exon. The record is from RefSeq and is a predicted model, not a curated record. Gene Ontology annotation, biological process: mitochondrial respiratory chain complex IV assembly. Gene Ontology annotation, cellular component: membrane; mitochondrion.
AUGUCAGAAAGAGAAAGGGCGGCGGUGGCACGGUGGCUAGGGCCGCGCGCGGCGGGGCUGGGGCCGCUGCGGCGCGCAGUGGGCGCGGGCUGGCUGCGGCCCGCGCGGUCGGGAGGAGCGUCCUCGGGGGUCAUCCCACGCCCAGGGUUGGCCUGGAGGGCCAGCAGCUGUGGCAGCUUUUCAGCAGAAGCAACCGCCGCUAAAACAGAAGAUGACUCCUUCCUCCAGUGGUUUCUGCUCCUCAUUCCUGUGACUGCCUUUGGCCUGGGGACGUGGAAGGUCCAGCGUUGGAAGUGGAAGCUACAGCUGAUCGCAGAGCUAAAGUCUAGAGUUAAGACCGAGCCCAUCCCGCUGCCCGCAGACCCGAUGGAGCUGAAGAAGCUGGAGUACAGGCCAGUGAAGGUCAGGGGGCACUUUGACCACUCCAAGGAGCUGUACAUGAUGCCGCGGACCAUGGUGGACCCAGCCCGGGAGGCCCGGGAGGCCGGCCGGCUCUCGUCAGUGGCCGAGAGCGGUGCCUACGUGGUUACUCCCUUCUGCUGCACUGACCUGGGAAUCACCAACCUGGUAAAUAGAGGGUUUGUGCCCUGGAAGAAAGUGAAUCCAGAUACGCAGAGUAAAGGCCAGAUUGAGGGAGAAGUGGACCUAGUUGGGAUGGUGAGGCUGACAGAGACCAGGAAGCCCUUUGUCCCUGAGAAUAAUCCAGAGAGGAACCACCGGCAUUACCGGGACCUGGAGGCCAUGGGCAGGCUCACAGGCGCAGAGCCCAUCUUCAUAGAUUCUGACUUCAAGAGCACAGUCCCUGGAGGACCCAUUGGAGGGCAAACCAGAGUCACCCUGGGGAAGGAGUACAUCAUCACCUGGUACGGGCUCUCUGCGGCCACAUCGUACCUGUGGUUUAAGAAAUCCCUAAGACGGACUCCUGGUGUGUGA